This is a messenger RNA of Contarinia nasturtii (swede midge), 6915 nucleotides long. It is a transcript of the gene ASPP, whose product is annotated as apoptosis-stimulating of p53 protein 1. The record is from RefSeq and is a predicted model, not a curated record. Gene Ontology annotation, cellular component: nucleus. The transcript is spliced from 10 exons. NCBI's taxonomy places the organism in Eukaryota, Metazoa, Arthropoda, Insecta, Diptera, Cecidomyiidae. Bases 582 to 3845 code for a protein of 1087 amino acids. Gene Ontology annotation, molecular function: p53 binding. Gene Ontology annotation, biological process: regulation of apoptotic process.
ACUGCGACAAAACCGGUCAUUCUUUUUACGCACUGUUUUUUAAUAUUCGCGCGCGAUCGAAAUCAUAUACAAACGUGAACGAAAUCGAAUUCCGAGUAAUACGAUUUGGUUUUUUUUUGUGCUCUUCUCAAUUCGCUGACAUUUGACUGAAUUGAAGAAAUUUUGUGUUUUUUGAGUGGGAAAAUGUAAAGACGAAAAUAUUGUAUUUUUUGUGUGUUUAUUUUCAAUGAAAAUCGAAUUGAGUUUAUGAAAGAGUGCAGAAACCAAUAAAGUGUUAUGAUAGACACAUACAUAAUAUUUCAUGCAAUCAAACAGGGGAACAAACAGAAACGAAUUUAUUUUGACAAUUCUUCAUGUAGUUUUGAUAUCAAAAAGAUGUAAUGUAGGAAAGUUGGACAUCAUUGCUAAUAACAAAGCCGCAGCAAAUAUAUGAUUGAUUGAAACGACAAAAAAAAAACAAAUCAAACACUGGUUAAAAAACCCCAAAAGAGCGGAGUUUCAAUUUGCAAUUUAAACGAAUCAUAUCGUUGACGAUAUUUAAAUAUCGAUUGAAAUUGUAAUAAAAAUAAAUUGACGAAAAAAUGUUAGCGUGUGUUUGUCGACCAGUUACGAGUACAUUACCAAAACCACCAACAUUAUCCGCGGCACCGCAAAAGCGAUCACCAUCGACGGUGGUAACAUGCGAACCACGUACAACAUCGGUCAAUGAUUUAAAGACAGCGCCAGGACGGCCGAAUACUGCCGAAUUGAAGGCAAUGGCGUUACGCCAACAGCAACAGAUCGAUACACAACAUCAAUUAUUAGCAGCCAAAGAACAACGUCUACGAUUUUUAAAGAACCAAGAAAUUCGUAAUGCCACCGCAGCGGCUGAGGGUGAACGAUUGCGACGGCUACGGGAACGUGUCGAAGCACAAGAAUCAAAAUUAAGGCGAUUGCGAGCAUUACGCGGUCAGGUGGAUUUGCAAAAAACCUACAAUGUAACGCUGAGCAAUGACCUCGAUUCGAUUCGUGCUCUAUUCAGUGAAAAAGAGAAGGAGCUGAGCUUGGCUGUCGCAAAGGUCGAUGCAUUGACAAAACAACUGGAAGAAUUGCGACGAGAUCGACGUGGUCCACUGAAUUUAAUAACAACAACAGCCGGAGCUGCUUUGAAUCAAGCAAAUGGCGCUGUUACAGUAAAUAGUUUGAACAUCAAUGGUAAUAAUAAUGGAACGACCAAUAUUCAACAACAUUUGAACGGCACGUCACCAGCUGCUCGUGAACUUGAUAAAUUGCGGCGUGAAUUAAUGUAUCGAAAUCAGUUAUCACUGCAACAGGAUGCCCGUUUACAUUUGCAACGUGAGGCACUUUUUGAGCGUCAAGCUGAACUACGAUCGGUGGACCAACGAAUCUAUGAGCUACAGUCGAGAUUGCAGAAGAAAAAAUCCGCGAAUUUAUCUCAAGCAUUUCAAAAUCAAAUGAAAACAAAUCAGCUACACAUGAUGAACCAGCUGAAUCAAACGGAACAUCAGCAAAAACUGCAACAGCAACAACAGUCACAAUUUAAUCAUCAAAAUGCGGAGAACAUCAACUAUACAAACAAUAAUGGAGUGGUUUUACAGUUUGUUAAUAACACUCAUUCCAAUUCAACGGCUGCCACAUCAAACAAGCCAUCACACAGUGUGUAUCCAUCACAGCGUAUCGUACCAAAGGGAAAUGUGGCUGCUGUUGAACCAUUCAUUCAUAUGCCGCAACAUAAACCAAGUGGAAUGGCCAACAAGCAGAAGCAGCACGGUAAAAUGGUGCAAGAUUUGGCAAAUUUAAAAUUAAAUUUACAUGAAUCCAACCAAAAAAAUGCAAACAAUACUCUGAACAAUAAUUCAAAUGUCAACGUAAAUCACAUUCAAUUCGCUGAAAGUGAUGAAACAAAAUUGGCACGACAAAUACUGCACAUGAAACAGCAUUCACAAGAAUUUGAAUUGAAUGCAAAUGGUGACACCACUGAUUUUGUGACAACAAAUAAAGUUGAUUCGAAAUUGCACACAUUAUCCUAUAAUUCAGCACGGGCGACGAAGUGUAAAGCGGCUGGAACAAUAUCGACGACGGCGGCAACGGCAGCAGCACCUUCACCAACAAUAAACACGACCAAAAUAAUUUCAAUGGGCAAGGAAUCCUUUGAUGAAGUAGAAUCAACAGCCAAUUCCAAUAUGAAUGAGUGCGACAGUGCGAAAGUCGAACAUGAAACGGAAUCAAAAGUGUUAAAAUCAUGUUUGCACCAACCAUCUGUACAAAGUGAAUUUUUGAAUGCAAUAAAUAAAUCAGUGCCAUCGUCAGUGGCCAAUACAACUGGCUCUUCUUCUUCGAAUAGCAAUCAUCGUUUGGAUGGCAAAACAGCACAAAAAUCAAAACUUUUGUCGGCACAUCAAAUUUCAAAUGGAAACAUGGUGGUGCCACCAAGAAAGCCAAUCAGUAGUGUAGCUCCAACAUCAAUUACUUCUUCCGUUAAAUCAACCAUACCAAGUCCGCGCGUGCAUGCUGUUGCACCCAAUGUAAAUGUAAUGCCAAUUGUGACGGUUGAAUCGUUGGACAAAUCACGACCCGCCUUGCCACCGAAACCAAAUAAAAAUAAUAACGACUGUACAAACAGUAGUCAUGAAUCGUCGCCGACAUCAUCAUCAUCGUCGACGUCGUCGUCGUCGUCGUCGUCAUCAUCGAAUGGCAGUACGAAUCGAAACACAUCAUCAAAAAAUACUCCAUCGGCAAUUGCUUCCUAUGAAAAAGGCACAAACAGUGAAAAUAAUCGGCCUAAUAUUGAUGCAACCCAUCAAAUUAGCUCACACAUUCAAGCACAUACAAUUGAUUUUCCAAUCAAAGCAAAGCCAUUGACGAUUAAAAAGCAACCACUAUCCGAACAGCCACGACUUCGAUCACUUGCAUCGGGAAUUAAGCCAAUUCAAUACACAUCACGGCGUAUUGAAAUGCCAUCGACUCUUCUUUUCCCCGAAAAUGAGCGAAACAAAUCGAAUAUGGAUGAAAGUAAAUUGCCACAAUUCAUACCAACGAUGAAUAAAGCAAAGUCUCCAGCUGGCAGUAGCAACAGUAGUCUCGAUGAAAAUGAUAAAUCAACCAUUUCAUCUGUUAGUAGCGAACCGGAAAAACCACAGGCACCACAAAAUACAGAGGUCGUGCGCCGACAGAGAUCGUCUAUGAGCGAUAGUUCUAAAGUGAAAUUAUCUCGAAGAGUUAGUUUCGAUCCGUUGGCCUUACUUCUCGACGCCAGUUUGGAGGGUGAACUAGAGCUCGUUCAAAAAACAGCAGCUCAGGUACCGAAUCCGAGUGCUGCAAAUGACGAAGGAAUUACUGCAUUACACAAUGCAAUCUGUGCCGGACAUUUUGAUAUUGUCAAGUUUUUGGUUGAAUUCGGUUGCGAUGUAAAUGCACAAGAUAGCGAUGGCUGGACACCGCUCCAUUGUGCCGCAAGUUGUAAUAAUUUGGCUAUGGUGAAAUUUUUGGUCGAAUCAGGAGCCUGUCUAUUUGCAUCUACAUUGUCUGAUCACGAAACGCCAGCUGAGAAAUGCGAAGAAGACGAAGAAGGCUUCGAUGGUUGCUCUGAAUAUUUGUACAGCAUUCAAGAAAAGUUAGGUAUAAUGAAUAGCGGUGAGGUGUAUGCUGUGUUUUCGUACGAAGCACAACAGUCUGACGAGCUUACAUUCGACGUAAACGAUCAGCUUAUUAUUUUGCGAAAAGGAGAUGAUGCAGAGCGUGAAUGGUGGUGGGCAAAAAAGAAGGAAACCGGAGACGAAGGCUACGUUCCACGAAAUUUGCUUGGGCUAUAUGCGCGCAUUCCAUUGAAAAAACAAUCCGAAUAACAGUCAUUAAAGUCUUGGAUUCAAUACCGUCAUGAGUCUGGGAUACUAAAAAAACACUACAUUUCACACUUUGUUUGACCAGUUGCUGCAAAACACAAAACAUUCAACGUUAUACACAAAUGUUCGACAAUGUUAACGCAUACUUUAUUCUAGCUUUGGACUCUAUCCAAAUCUGUUCGAUAUCUAUUUAGCAUAAUGCCAGCAGCAGCGGCGACGGCGGCAACAGCAUAAUGUCGAACCGAAUCAAGUAUUUGAUACCCAAUUGAGCUUGAAUCGACCAACAUUCAUCCAUUUGCUUCUUUUUUUAUUUUCAUGAACAAAAAAAAAAUAUUUAGAUCGGAAAGAGGGAAAAUAAUCUGUGUUUGUAAUGCAUCCAUAAUAAUAUGGAGUGCAACCAAAAUCGAUGCAUAAUGGCUCUACGUUACCUUUUAACUUAGAUAACUAGAGAGCACGAACAAUGCAAUCACGUAAAACAUUAAAGUAUUCGAGGCGAUAUCCUUAACUUAACUGGAUAUGUAUUCAACAGUAUCGAACGAAAAUUUACAUUUUAAGAGUACAUGCUGCUUAAUCUCACACACAUUUUCAUUCUGAAUACACUAAAUACACGAGAAAGGAUCUAGUUUAUCUUGAAUAAAUUUUUAGUAGAACAAAAGAAAGGGAAAACAUAUAGGGUUUAAUAAUAACAGUUGAGAACAUACAGAAUUUCGAUGUGAUAUUUACGAAAUUAAUAAUCCAAAUGACAGAAUUACAAAUAUUUCAAAACACAUUAUAAAUAUCUUGCAGUCUUUAUAAAUAAUAGACACAAUUUUGAAUUUAAAUAUUAAAACAUUAGCUAAAAAUGGUUGAUUCAAAAACCAGACGUGAACUCAAUUUAUAUAUACACACACACAACAUAUGUAUGUUUGAUUCAAAUUUAUAACCAAGCAAAUAAGAAAACAAACCCGAAAAGUAUUGAAAUGACGUCGAAAAUCGAUAACAAUGCCUUUUGAAUUGCUUUGAAAAGUUCUAGUUUUAAUGAAUGUUUCAUGAAAAUUCUGGCACCAACGGCCAUUUCUAUCACACAAUAGCAUUUCGUCCAUAGUUCCGGUUUUCUCGAAAUCAUCGAUCAAUACAACUUUAUUUAUGAAAUGAUUGCAACCAUUAUGUGGUAGAGGCUAUUGGCACAGGAAACUUAACGUUUUUUGGGCCGACAUGCCGUAAUGCUAGCAUGAAACAUUAUUCAAACGCGUAUUUUCCAUUGACACAAUUGAAAUGGGGGCUUGUGUAAACCAUUUCCGACGGCAUUUUCCUUCAUUCGACGGUUUUGUGUAUUUAUUAGAAAACGCUUUUGACAAAACAAUCAAAUUUCAAAAGUACAGAUGUUCAAAUCUACAAAUACAGUUUUUCAAUUGUUGUCUCCCUCUCUCUCUCACUCUCUGACUCUUUAAACUUGAGGAAACGAACACCAUGUAGGAUUGAAACAUAUGAGCACUCAACGCCACGGUUUCAAACCUUAUACAUACUAUUCUUUUAAUUUUCUUCUCUUUUUUUUUUUCUCUAACACAUGUUUAAGAUGAAUUAUAGAUUUAGUUCGAAAGCUUCGAAACCCACAAAACCCACAACAAAUGUGCUGCACACACUGCACCAUCAAAUACAUUCACAAACACAGACAAAUACACAAUGCAUUCGAUCGUUGUUUAAUCGGUCAAAUUAUUUAUAGAAACAAUUACACGAGAAUCCUUGCAAGAAUUCCAUGUGAAAAAGAAAACACACACACAUACAAGGCACCAUUGAACACACACAAACACAUCGACUUCAAGCUUUCCACACGAAAUUUUGUUUGUUUGUUUAACCACUCACUAAACGGUUUCGAAAUAUGUUUCAUGAAUACUUAAUCCAAGCGACCGAAACAGAGAGAAUCACAACGCGAAGCAAAAUAAAUCGCAAUUCCAUUGUUUUGUAAUGAAUACAAUAAAGCAAAGCAUUUGUAAAAAGUACAACGAGUAAAUGCAUUAGCGCUUUUUCCUACUUUUAAGGAAGAUUGAGCUAAAUAGUUUAACUGAGUCCGGCAAUAGUGUGAUUUUAUUAGGUCGAUUUAUUUGGUAUGCAUCUUUUUCUCUUCGGAAUGAAUAAAAACAACAAAAUAACGGCUUAAAGAAAAGUCCAAUUUUUUUGGCGUUUAAAAGUGCCAUAAAAAUAUAAAAAUUGUAAUUUUGUGCGAAAAAAGAUAAAUAAAUAAGCACCCAUUUGAUCAGUUCAGGCAAUAAAGGGGAAUAUAUAUAUAUAUAUAUAUAAUGAACAAAAUUAAUGGAAAUUGUGCGAUUCAAAUUUCAAUUGAAAUUCAUCAAAAUUAUUAAAUUAUAUAAAUCAAACAGUAUUUGUACAUAAGAUUGACCUAUAUAUAUAUUCAAUGUCAAACGAAGAGAGUGUGAAGUAAAUUGAUUGAGAAUAAUGAAUAUAGUUCAUUCACACGCAUAAAAUUGUAAUUAAACUUCUAUUUAUUUCAAUUUUUUUUUUGUCACAUCAAAUCAUAUUUUCAUAAAAUAUUUUUGAAAUGCAUAUUUUCUGAAUCAAAAUUAUAAAAACUACACUAAACACUUAAAAUUAGCGGAACAUUUUCCAAGAAUAAGUUGUUUUUUUUUUUGCUCGUAUAUCUGAAUGCAUUUAAUUUGCACAUAAACACACACACAAGGGAUCAAUAUAAAUGAAUUGGCACAAAAUGCAACUGCUUUUUCCAAAUAAGUUUGUUUGAAGAAUGAUAGGAGCCAGUUCCCAGUUAGAAUGAACAUAUAGAUUAUAUAUUUUGAAGUAUUUUCUUUCAAUAUUUCUUUUUGUUUUAAUAUUACUAUGUUUAGUAUGUUUUCGCAUAGCAUUUCAUUGUUUUAUUGAGAACCCUGUCAAAUCUGCCUUAAGAAAUGGAAAUUAUAAAAGUUACGGUUAGGACAAUAACAACAUUUAUGUUUGAUGUUAAAACACAAAUCAAAUAUCAAUAUUUCGAAUAAUUCUUUUUGUUCUCGUUUUCUUCAUAAGGUACAACACAUAUGAAAAAUUGCAAUAAACUUUAUUGUUAUAUAAAUUAUAAAACCAUGCA